AUGUCACAUAGUGACCCAAGUAUGCUUAUGAAGAUCUCAUAUUCAGUUAUAGUUGUAUUGUUGCUCUAUGUUGACGAUAUUAUUCUCACAGGUUCAAACUCUCAAAUUUCUUAUAAGUCUAAUGGUGAUAUCUUUAUUAGUCAACAAAAGUAUGCUAAAGACCUUUUAGUCAAGGCUGGAAUGGAAUCAUAUGUCCUUACUAAAGGGCUUCAUAGUCCAAUAUUUGUUAAACGUUGUACCAAUCUUAGAUUAGGCAGCCUAACUGAGAUUGAGGAGGGGUGUUUACCCAAUGGUUAG
Prunus armeniaca (apricot) is the source of this 297-nucleotide messenger RNA. NCBI's taxonomy places the organism in Eukaryota, Viridiplantae, Streptophyta, Magnoliopsida, Rosales, Rosaceae. The record is from the annotation of a GenBank genome assembly.